CUUUGUAUAUAAAGCCAACGAAACCAAAGCCUAUAAUUCUGGAAGACGAGAGGGAUUAAAGGGAGAGAGCGAAGGGGAGGGAGAUAAUCGGAGAGCGUCGAGAGAGGGCUUCCGUGUGCGGCGGCGAGCAGCUGUUCUGGCGGUGGCGCUAUCGGGCAUAGAGCUACGGCCAUGGCAGACUCAAACGACUCAGUUUCCGUCGACAUGGAGAAGAUCUAUCUCGGUGGAAAGGAGCAUCAUGUACGAACUGGCCAGGGUUCUGUCUCUGUAAUAGUAUGCGGAGACCAAGACAAGCCUCCACUAAUCACUUAUCCUGAUUUGGCUCUAAAUCAUAUGUCAUGUUUCCAAGGAUUGUUCUUUUUCCCCGAAGCAGCUUCGUUGCUGCUUCACAACUUUUGCAUCUACCACAUCAGUCCCCCAGGACAUGAGUUUCCUUUUUUGGAACUUUACCAAGAGUUCUUGCAGUUGGGAGCUGCUGAGAUUUGUCAGGAUGAUCCUUCACCCUCUGCCGAUGAUUUAGCAGAUCAAAUCCUUGAGGUUCUAAACUAUUUUGGACUUGGUGCAGUUAUGUGCAUGGGUGUAACCGCUGGCGCUUACAUUCUCACUCUUUUCGCUUUGAAAUAUAGAGAACGUGUUCUUGGAUUAAUUCUUAUAUCCCCCUUAUGCAAGUCACCCUCUUGGUCUGAGUGGUUCUAUAAUAAGGUAAUGUCAAACUUGUUAUACUUCUAUGGCAUGUGCGGUUUGUUGAAAGAGUGCUUGCUUCAGCGGUAUUUCAGCAAGGAGGUCCGAGGUAGUGCCGAAGUUGCAGAAUCCGAUAUUGUUCAAGCAUGUAGAAAAUUGCUAGAUGAGAGACAAAGCAACAAUGUUUUUAGGUUCCUCCAAGCAAUUAAUGGAAGACCAGACAUUACCGAAGGGUUGAAGAGGCUACGGUGUCGUACUCUCAUAUUCGUCGGGGACAGCUCGCCUUUCCAUUCCGAAGCGCUCCAUAUGAUCUCAAAAUUGGAUAGAAGAUAUAGUGCCUUGGUUGAGGUCCAAGCCUGUGGAUCGAUGGUAACCGAAGAGCAGCCACACGCAAUGUUGAUACCCAUGGAGUACUUCUUCAUGGGGUACGGGUUGUACAGGCCGUGCCAAUUCAGUGACAGUCCACGGAGCCCGCUGAGUCCAUCGUGCAUCUCCCCAGAGCUCCUUUCUCCAGAAAGCAUGGGAUUGAAGCUAAAACCGAUAAAAACCCGCAUCUCAUAAGCGUCGUGGGAGGGGUAGAAUUGGAAAAGAAGAGAAGGGGCGGGGCUGUGUUGCUUUGCUUUGGUGUGAUUCAAAAGUCUGUUUCUGUCUGUCUGUAAGUUUUUCUUUUCCAGAUUUUUGAUUUGUUGAAGGGCGUUUGUUUGUAGAUAGGGAGAGAUGUGAUGAUGGGUAAAUAACUAAAUAGGGAGGGAGACACAUUCUUCAUUCUUUUGUAGUCAUCAGACAUAAAGAGAUCAUAUUCCUUGUACUAUGCGGAUUCGUAUAUUCUUCAACCUCACCAAUAUAAUUUAUUCAUUGUGACCUAGAA
Momordica charantia (bitter melon) is the source of this 1549-nucleotide messenger RNA. RefSeq names its product protein NDL1. Lineage: Eukaryota; Viridiplantae; Streptophyta; Magnoliopsida; Cucurbitales; Cucurbitaceae. The record is from RefSeq and is a predicted model, not a curated record.